Messenger RNA from Arabidopsis arenosa, 2424 nucleotides. Lineage: Eukaryota; Viridiplantae; Streptophyta; Magnoliopsida; Brassicales; Brassicaceae. The record is from the annotation of a GenBank genome assembly.
AUUCAAUAUCUCUCUUUGAUUCUCAACUCUUAUUUUCCUUCUCUUGAUCGAUUUGUGUUGUUCUUCAUCUUCGAUCAUCUCUUUUUCGACCGUCUCUUUUGCUUUUUCGUUUCUUUUCUCAACCUCGGAACAUAUCAUCACUCCUAAAUAACUAUGGCUUCUCCGUUGCUUGGUCCACCCGAGAUCCGAGAGUCCAAUACUCUCCUUACAAAACCCACUGCAGCUUCUGGUCCCACGUACCUCUCUGCUCUCCUCAAAAACACAACUCCUGGUCCCAGCGACCCAUUCAUGGACGCAAUGGUCUCAAACUUCAACAAAUCAACUAAACUCAACGUCAACUCUUCACCUGCGAUGGGCUACACCGAGAAUGGAUCCGCCACGUACCUCUCAGCAGGCAACCCCUGCCUCGACUUCUUCUUCCACGUUGUUCCCUCCACGCCCAAGGAAUCUCUUGAGAAGCGGCUACAAGAGGCUUGGGGCCACGACGCCUUAACCACUCUCAAGCUUAUCUGUAACCUUCGUGGAGUCCGUGGCACCGGAAAAUCUGACAAGGAAGGGUUUUACACGGCGGCGUUGUGGCUGCAUGGUCACCAUCCCAAAACCCUAGCUUGUAACCUCGAGUCCAUCUCAACAUUUGGUUACUUUAAAGAUUUUCCAGAGGUUCUUUACCGGAUUCUACAAGGAUCUGAAAUUCGCAGUAUCCAGAAAUUGGAGUGGAGCCAGAGGAAGGGCGGAGCAUCUCGAAAUAGAAGAGCUCGAUUCUCUCGCCAAACCUCGAGAGGUGGUUUUGGUCGUGGUCGUGGUCGUAGAAGAGGUGGCGGAAUCGGUCGGGGAAUGGGUCGCAGUGGCCUUCAACUAAGGCCGGCCUCCACUAGGCAGCUGAGGGUAGAGUACGCAGAGAGGAAGAACCAAGAAGAGAAAGCCAGAGCAAGCUUGGAGCGCAAGCAAAAGAAGGUUUCAAUGGGAAAGGACGCAUUUACUAGAUAUUCUAACGAUCCAGACUAUAGGUUUCUCCACGAACGUGUCUCUGAUCUAUUCGCAAAUCAACUAAGGAGAGACCUUGAGUUUUUGACAUCCGACCAACCAAACCAAAUCUCUCUAGCGGCUAAAUGGUGUCCCUCGCUUGAUUCUUGCUUUGAUAAAGCAACUCUUCUCUGCGAGAGCAUUGCUAGGAAGAUCUUUCCCCGAGAAUCAUUCCCUGAAUACGACGGCGUGGAAGAUGCUCACUAUGCGUACAGAGUUCGUGAUCGUCUACGGAAACAAGUUCUUGUUCCUCUCCGGAAGACUCUGCAACUCCCUGAAGUAUAUAUGGGAGCGAGAGAUUGGGAAUCUCUCCCUUACAACCGUGUUGCAUCAGUGGCGAUGAAGUCGUACAAGGGUUUUUUCUUGAAACACGACGCAGAGAGGUUUCAGCAAUAUCUUAACGAUGCGAGGACGGGGAAAACGACGAUAGCUGCCGGUGCUCUGUUACCUCACGAGAUAAUAAGAGAAUUAGACUGGGGAGGAGACGGUGGACAAGUCGCUGAGCUGCAAUGGAAACGGAUGGUUGAUGACCUUAAAGAGAAAGGUUCUUUAACGAACUGCAUGGCUAUCUCUGACGUUUCGGGAUCUAUGAUGGGUGAGCCAAUGGAGGUUUCAGUCGCCCUUGGUUUGCUAGUCUCUGAGCUAUCAGAAGAGCCAUGGAGAGGAAAGCUUAUAACAUUCAGCCAAAACCCUCAACUGCAUUUGGUGGAAGGAGACGAUUUGAGAUCAAAAACAGAGUUUGUGAGGAAUAUGGAAUGGGAUAUGAACACUGAUUUUCAGAAAGUGUUUGAUUUGAUUCUUAAAGUGGCCGUAGAAGGGAAGUUGAAGCCGGAAGAGAUGAUCAAGAGGGUGUUUGUGUUCAGUGAUAUGGAGUUUGAUCAAGCGUCGUAUUCAAGUAAUGGAUCGAAUACGCCAACGUAUAGUCGAUGGGGAUGGGGAUGGGGAUGGGGAUAUACGCCUCCCACGCCGAGUAAUGGAUGGGAAACAGAUUAUGAGGUGAUUGUGAGCAAAUAUAGAGAGAAAGGUUACGGAGAAGCUGUGCCGCAGAUAGUGUUUUGGAACCUGAGGGAUUCGAGGUCAACGCCUGUGCUUGGAAACAAGAAAGGAGUGGCUUUGGUAAGUGGGUUUUCCCAGAACUUGAUAAAACUGUUUUUGGAACACGAUGGAGAGAUUGGUGAUGGAGAGAUUGGUGAUGGAGAGAUUGAUCCCAUGAUGAUCAUGGAGGCUGCUAUAUCUAAAGAUGAGUAUAAGUCGCUUGUUGUAGUUGAUUGAAAAUUGUAGAGUUUUUUUUAUAUCUAUAUAUUAUUGGGGCAUAUAAUUUUGUCUAUCUUACAAGCUUCGAAUCAAAUUCUUUUAGUAAACAAAGUGUGUAUGUAAACCAAUUAAACCAAGCAGAAUUCA